Messenger RNA from Orycteropus afer afer, 519 nucleotides. Lineage: Eukaryota; Metazoa; Chordata; Mammalia; Tubulidentata; Orycteropodidae. The record is from RefSeq and is a predicted model, not a curated record.
AUGUCAUGGAGGCGAGAGCACACGGAGUCUGGGGGUCCGACUCCCAGUUCUCCCCGGGUCCUUGCCCGGCGGAUGCGGAAAGGUGCCUCGGUCCACGUGCUGGUACAGCGGAUCCACCAGCUCCAAGCUGAGCGCGCGCAAGCCUUCCGCCGGCUGGAGGAAGCCCACCACCAGUAUGUGCGCAGUGGCCCGCACUACGACUUCUCGCGCUACCGGGACUCAGUGCACGAGGUGACCCAGUCCUUCGCCGCCGCUUCGCGGGAAGUUUUGGCCCUGGAGGCUGAGCUGGCAGGGCCCCGCGCGCAGCCGCUGCUUGCCGGCCACGUGCGAGCCCUGCAGCAGCUGGAGCAGACUCGCCUAACCACGGUGGCUCUGUUGCAAUUGAUGGGGGUACCGGAGCUGAGGGGGCAGGAAGACACCUCCCAGACGCACCAGCUGAAGAUGAAGGUAAUUAAAACCAUGGAGGCAAUCAGCGAGGUUCUCCAGGACCUCAGGUUUGAUGCGGAGUCUGCGGAAUGA